AUGAAGUUUCAUAUUCUUGGUACGGGCAAUUUUGGGAACAUGGUUGCGCAUUACCUUCGAAAACACAAUCAUAAAGUUACUUUACUUCUUAGAACACCUGUAAAUCUUGCACACUUUGAAAGAUUUCAACGAACAAUAACAAUAAAUCAACCAAACGGAGACGUGGAACAAACUCAAGGCUAUGACACUGAAGUUUUACGUGAUUUUGAUAUUGACGAAUUAGUUGAUCGACAUUUUCAUUAUGGCGCUUGUCCGCCAAAUUUACAGAUUCAACGACUUAUAGUAACAACCAAAGCUCAAGAUGUAAGUAAAUCAUUUCGAAGAAUUUUUUAUCGUUUAUCGCCAACAAGUACGAUAGUUUUAUUAACAAAUGGAAUGGGUGUAUACGAAGAGUUGAUGGAAGAUUUUUUUUCACAAGACGAAAAAUUGAGGCCAAACAUUUUAAUGGGAGCAGCAACACAUAUAGUUUACAGAACAAAAUUAAUAAAUAGUUCAUUUGAUUUAUUGCAUUAUGGAAUUGGGGAAAUAGAUCUUGGCAUUAUUCCUCGAAAAGAAGUGGAACCAAAUGUAACGGCGAAAUCAAAUGAAUCAAAUUCCAAAAUUACAAAAGAACCAAUUUUAGACAUUAAUGGAAAUGAAUUACCACCUAUUCCAGAGAACUCUUUACGUACAACAUUAGAGGUUCUAACCUCAAUUCCCGAAUUACAUUGUCGACACGUUAAUGUACUUACUAUUCAAAAUCGACUUUUGGAAAAUUUAGUAAUUAAUGCAUGUAUCAAUCCACUUACCGCAAUUUUUAAUAUACGUAAUGGAGGAUUAUUAUUUAAUCGGGGAGCUGAUCGAGUUAUCGAAGCCAUAUGUAAAGAAUCCACACAAAUAAUGCAAAAACAUCGAGAAUUUUUAGGAAUGAAACCUUCAAAUAGAUUUGGAACGGAAAGAUUAAUUGAUGCUAUACAUCAAAUAUGUAAAUCCACGGUAAAUUUAAAAUCUACCAUGUUACAAGAUGUAACAACUCGUAAGAUAACAGAAAUUGAUUAUUUAAAUGGAUAUUUAGUAAAAUUGGGAAAAUUUUAUGGAAUUCCUACACCCGUAAACAAAUUUGUUGUUGAUAUGAUUUAUAUGAAACAUAUCUUAGUAUCUAAUCCAAAAAAUUUAAAAGAUCGAAUAUAA
This is a messenger RNA of Diversispora eburnea, 1170 nucleotides long. NCBI's taxonomy places the organism in Eukaryota, Fungi, Glomeromycota, Glomeromycetes, Diversisporales, Diversisporaceae. The record is from the annotation of a GenBank genome assembly.